CUUUUUGGGAGCGAGCUUCGAGGUGGGGGGCCGAGGGCCCUGGGCUGUGUGUUUCUAUUCUUCCGGCCGCCUCAGGCCGGCCUGACCCCCGCUCUCUGUCCCGGGACCCCCCCGGAAGCCCCGCCCAGGCGACGGGCGGAGAAAAAGACCCAACGCGGAGAGAGGGACACAGAGACACACGGAGUGACACACUGAGAGGGGUGGGGGGAGGGAGAGACAGAGACGGAGAGAGACACGCAACCAGAGACACCCCGAGACAAAGAGACUCCCAGACACCCCGAGAGAACCAGAGAGAGCCCAGAGGCAGCAGUCUGGGAACCUUCGGAGAGCCAGCCUGCCAUGCUGGGUGGGCAGCACAGCCCCCCGGGCCCCGGCCCAGGCACCCCCUCCUCACCAGUCGGGUCUCCCCGGGCCUCCCCGCGCAGCUCUCCUGGGCUCUUCAGGAAACUGCUGGUAAACCAGAGCAUCCGACUGCAGCGUCGCUUCACGGUGGCCCAUCCUCUCUGCUUUGACCUCGAAAAUGGCCUCUCUUCGGGAAGGAGCCCCCUGGAUCCCCAGACCAGCCCUGGCUCAGGACUCGUCAUCCAGGGCAACUUCCCUCACAGUCAAAGGCGAGAGUCUUUCCUCUACCGAUCAGACAGCGACUAUGACCUCUCCCCCAAGGCCAUGUCCCGGAACUCCUCUACUGCCAGUGACUUACAUGGAGAAGACAUGAUUGUGACUCCGUUUGCCCAGGUCCUCGCCAGUCUGCGCACGGUCAGGAGCAACUUUGCCGUGCUGACUCGACUACAAGACCGCGUGGCCAAGAGAGUGUCUGGCAGUAACCCGACUUCUGGCUGCCGGGCCCCACCGCUGCCAGAGGAUGCCUGCCAGAAGCUGGCCAUGGAGACCCUGGAGGAGCUGGACUGGUGCCUGGACCAGCUGGAGACCCUGCAGACCCGGCACUCCGUCAGUGAGAUGGCCUCCAACAAGUUCAAGCGAAUGCUUAACCGGGAGCUGACUCAUCUGUCAGAGACCAGCCGCUCUGGAAACCAGGUGUCCGAGUAUAUCUCCCGGACCUUUCUGGAUAAACAGCACGAGGUGGAGCUUCCCUCCAUGCCAGUGAAGGAGAGGGAGAAGGAGAAAGAGGAGCGGCCAAUGUCUCAGAUCAGCGGCGUCCGGAAGCUAACACACGGCUCCAGCUUCUCAGCAGCCGCCAUUCCAAGAUUCGGAGUUAAGACUGACCACGAAACGCUGUUGGCAAAGGAGCUGAAAGACACAAACAAGUGGGGUCUGGAUGUGUUCAAGGUGGCUGAGCUCUCUGGGAACCGCCCGCUGACAGCCAUCAUGUAUAGCAUCUUUCAGGAGCGAGACCUGCUAAAGACCUUCCGGAUCCCAGCGGACACUCUGGUCACCUACCUGCUGACCCUGGAGGACCAUUACCACGCUGAUGUGGCCUAUCACAACAGCAUCCACGCAGCCGAUGUAGCCCAGUCCACCCACGUGCUCCUAUCCACGCCAGCGCUUGAGGCUGUUUUCACCGACCUGGAAAUCUUGGCCGCCAUCUUUGCCAGCGCCAUCCAUGACGUGGAUCAUCCUGGGGUCUCCAACCAGUUUCUGAUCAACACCAACUCUGAACUGGCCCUCAUGUACAACGACGCCUCUGUCCUGGAGAACCACCACUUGGCCGUGGGCUUCAAGUUGCUCCAGGAGGACAACUGUGACAUCUUCCAGAACCUCAGUCCCAAGCAGCGGCAGAGCCUGCGCAAGAUGGUCAUUGACAUGGUGCUGGCUACAGAUAUGUCCAAGCAUAUGAAUUUGUUGGCCGACCUGAAGACCAUGGUGGAGACGAAGAAGGUGACGAGCCUGGGUGUCCUGUUGCUGGACAACUACUCGGACCGGAUCCAGGUCCUGCAGAACAUGGUGCACUGCGCCGACCUUAGCAACCCCACCAAGCCGCUGGAGCUGUACCGCCAGUGGACGGACCGGAUCAUGGUGGAGUUCUUCCAGCAAGGAGACCGGGAGCGCGAGAAAGGCAUCGAGAUCAGCCCCAUGUGCGACAAGCACACCGCUUCCGUGGAGAAGUCCCAGGUGAGAGGCCAGAGAGCCGGCCCGGCACGGGGGGGAUGGGACGGCCUGGCUGCGCAGGGGCCGCGCUGGGCAGGGAGGGCGAUCCGAGGCGCCAACUGCUCCCCUCGACAGGUGGGUUUCAUCGACUACAUCGCACACCCGCUGUGGGAGACCUGGGCCGACCUGGUGCACCCGGACGCCCAGGAGAUCCUCGAUACGCUGGAGGACAAUCGCGAGUGGUACCAGAGCAUGAUUCCCCGGAGCCCGGACGGAGGCCACGAGGCCGGGCCGGCCAAAGGCGGCGGGGCUGCUGACAAGUUCCAGUUUGAGCUGACCCUGGAGGAGGAGGAAGGAGAGUCGGACUCGGAGGCCGAAGAGCCUGGGAGCCGGGCAGAGGAGGGAGAGGAGGAGAACAGUGGCAGCGACUCCAAGACCCUGGCCACCGAUGACUCAGAAUCCGCAGAGGUGGAGCCGCUGUCUCCAGAAGAGGAGGCGAGUCCUGUGGAGGAGCAUCGGCCCCAGGCGUCUGUGGCCCUGGAUAACGAGAGGACGCUGUCCCAGGCCGAGGCCAAGAGCCUGCAGGAGGGGGACGGGGCUGUCGAUCAGGAGGGCAACCUCACGUUCUACCCCCUGGGGACGUAACGGGCACGCCGGCCCUCUCCCCUCCGGUCCUGGAACCACUUCCCAGACUCUGUGACUUGGGGCAGGGGAGGGGAGACAACAUGAAAAAAUCCCCCCAACUCUCCCCCCUCCUCCUAUUCCCUCCCCAAAGCCCUGAUCUAAACAACUAAAAACCCAAGGACACGUCCCUUUAAAAGCAGAACUGGGGCCCAGAGAGAGCUGGGAUGCUUGGUCUAGACCUGGCUGGGCUCCUGGCGGGAAGGGAAGAACGGAAGGAAUAAAGGAGACAGGUGCUUGGAGUUCUUCAGGGGAACUGCGACUGGGUGGGAGGGAAAAGCCUAGAGCAGGAAGAGAAAUUGAGGCAAGAAGAAAAAUGCUUGGUGAACAGAGCUAUCCAGCAUUAGAAUGAAUUGACUUAGAAGGAAGUAAGCCUCCGGGCCUACGGGAGGUAUCCAAGCAGGGGGAUUUCUGCUCCGGAGAAACGAGAUCGUUUCUAAAAUUCCGCGGCAUUUGAGCGGCCUGCUUCUUUGGCAGGGGUGUGGGCCGUGGGUUCACUGCGCUCUCUUUGAGCCUCUUUUCCUCAGUCGUAGAAGUGUGGUUAAAUUGGGUGAUCCCAGAGGCCCCUUCCAGUUCUAGACCAAGGUGGCUUAGAACCCGAUCAUCCGAAGUUUGGCCUGUGCCUGGCACUCCGGCCCCCCUGCCAGCUGCUCGGGAUAGCUGAGCGUAGCUAGUGCCUUUCACUGUGUCCCCACGGAUGGCUCCUGGGAGGAGAAAGAGUGGCUCCCCCCAAGAGCUGUCUUCAGAACUGGGGCUGUUCCUGAGCUCUCCCCCAACCCCUAACAGACUGGAAGCUCUGGAAGGUGAGGAAAAGGGCUGCUUGAGAAAGCAGCAGCAGCAAGGGAUGCUGGGGGCAGAUAGGAAGUCUGGGAAAUGGAGUUUGGCUUACUGUGGAGAAGCACCAAGGCUGGUCUCCAGUGGAGCUGGCUGCUGUGGUGUCUACUGAACCCUCCAGCACUGGGCGGGUGCCAAGGAGGUUGUAGAGGGGUAUUGGACGGGGGAACUGGAGCCCCCCUGAAUCCCUGGGGGUCAGAGAUACUCCGGUUCGGGGCCGGGCUGGGGGAAUCGGGGGCUCUAGUUGCCAGUAGUCAUUUUCCCCAGAGGUACAGAGCCCUAUUCCAGCCGGGAGCGGGGACGAGGCAGCAGGCACAAACGGAACUCCACUCCUCCCCCAGCCCCCUCCUGGGGUGGUAGCACCUUGGACACUGCCAUUUAAUUUAUUUUCACACUGGCUCACGUGUUUUUAAGGUUUUUUUGUAGCUCACUUUUUUUUAAGUAAAGACUUGGUCACACACGCACAUACACAGCUCCAGGCCUGCUUGUCCAGGGAGGACCCGGGCUGUAGAGAGCCGAGUGCUCAGGCUGGCCUUUUUGCCCAGGGUCCAGAGGAAUGGCUGCUCUGGCUCAAAGGGGGGAGAGGUGUGCUUUUUGGUGUAGUGGGCAACUCGGGAGUCCUGGGUUCAAAGCCUAGCUUUGCCCCUACCUCACUGUGUACCCUGGGCAAGCCGUUUCCUCUCAGGUGGUCUCGGUUUCCCCAACGAUAAAAUGGGAGAAGGCAGGAUGAACUCGAUUUUCAAGUUUUCUUUUGCCUCUGGCAUGUCCUAAAGGCCCCUCCCAGGUCUGACAUUCUGUGUUCUCUGGUCCUCCCAGCUCUGUGUUCCAUGUUCUAAGGUCUCGCUCAGCUUCAGCCUUGUGAUCUGCGUUCUAAGAUCCCUCCCAGUGUUGUGAUGGGUUCCGAGGUCCCUUCUAGCAUUGUGUUCUGUGUAUUCUGUGUUCUCAGCAUUGUGUCCUGAAUUCUAAAGUCCUUUAUUUGUUGUGUAAUCCUGAGAAUGACACCUAAGCCCCGGCUCCUGUCUCGUUCUCCUCUUUCUCCCACCCUCAUGUUUCUUCUGUUGUAAUUUCCCAAGCCUGGGCCAACCCAUUGCUGAGACUCCUCGGGGCUGCAGAGGCCACAGUCAUAGGAGGGGAGGUAGGCCUAGCCUGGGGUUGUGGGGAGAGGCUUUGGCCCACCCUACUCCUCUCUACCCUCCCCAGGCCCAUGGCUCCCCCAGCCUUAUCUGGGGAAGCUGGGGGAUGGCUUGGAUCUUAGGAGAGCUUGAAAGCCCGAGUUGGUGGUUGGGAAAGAUGGUGUGGCCUGGAUUUCUGCAAGGCUCUCUGGUUAAGGGCUUGGGGAGGCCACCCUUUGGUGUCUGCUCUGGCCUCCCCCUUGGCUCUCCGUGAUGUGACCAGUAAGGUGGGGCCCACCAUUACACCUGGCUCAGCAGGGGGACCUGAGGGGAGAUUCCCCUCCCCAACCCCUCAGCCCCCACCAGCCUCUCCACCCAUCUUGGCUCCUUUCCCACCUCUUGUGUGUAAGGUAGACUUCAGAUAAAAACAAAAUCUUGGACAGCC
Monodelphis domestica (gray short-tailed opossum) is the source of this 5118-nucleotide messenger RNA. Lineage: Eukaryota; Metazoa; Chordata; Mammalia; Didelphimorphia; Didelphidae. The record is from RefSeq and is a predicted model, not a curated record.